Messenger RNA from Rubroshorea leprosula, 3918 nucleotides. NCBI's taxonomy places the organism in Eukaryota, Viridiplantae, Streptophyta, Magnoliopsida, Malvales, Dipterocarpaceae. The record is from the annotation of a GenBank genome assembly.
GAUUCAAAUCCACACUACUGCAGAGUUUUGAGAGAAAAAAUGGCCGCAAGAGAAGCUGCAAACAAGGCUAUGGAGGCUCGAAAAGCUGCAAUGGUGGAAGCUUCAUGGUGUCGAAUACUCAAAGCAGCCAGGAUUGAAAGCAAAGCAGCAGAAGUUGUUCUUUUAAAAGCAGAGAAAACUGCAACAGAAGCUUUCGAAGCAGCAAUGGCCAUGGGGGUGAUCAUGUAUGAUAUACCUGAUUGUCCUCAAAAGACUUGUCAAAUAGAAACAUCAUCUACAAGAGGUUUUGCUACUCAUACUGUUAAGGCAUCCUUUGAAACUGCAUUUGAGGUUUAUAAACAAGUGGCUGCAGCAGUCAAAACUGCAUUUGUUAGGCUUGCAAGUUGCCCCUCUUUUAAUAAAGAUGAAUUUAAAGAACUCCUAAAGAAAAUCAGUGAGAAUCUAGAUACUGGUGAUUGUAAUCAGGAGGUUACAGAGAUUCUGUCAGAAUGUGAAUUAGAAGCAAGGUCAAAACUUGAAACAAUUGCUCAAAUGGACGGUUUUGUUUCUCAAGGCUUGGAGCAUAAGUCACCAGUUACAGAGACUAGGUGGAAAAAAUCCAAGAAGAGGCAGUCUCUCGAGAAGUUUAACAUGGAAAAGCUCAUUGAAAUGAUGCUUGAAAGGCUUAAAUAACGGAUGAACCGUACCAUUGUGGAGAAAGUUCGAUGCAUGCUAAGAAUGGCAACUCUACCUAAGCCAUUCUGGGGUGAAGCAGUCAACACAGUAGUUUAUUUGAUCAACUGGUCGCCUUCAAUUCCUUUGAAUUUUGAAAUCCCGGAAAAAGCUUGGACGGGAAAGGACGUUGGAUACUCUCACUUGAGAGUGUUCGGGUGCAAAGCAUUUAUGCACGUACCAAAGGAACAGAGAUCAAAGUUGGAUGAUAAAGCCAUUCCAUGCAUUUUUGUUGGAUAUGGUGAUGAGGAGUUUGGCUAUAGACUAUGGGACCCAGAAAAGAAGAAAACUGUCAGAAGUAGAGAUGUCGUGUUUCAUGAACAUGAGAAAAUUAAUGAUUUGAAGGAAGAAAAAGCUACAAGAAGCUCUGGAGAGGGUGUAGAAGAUCUAACACUGGCAAAAACUCCUUCAAGAAAAAUUACAAAUGAAGAAGAGCAAGGGGAGCAACCCCUGCCACAAGAGGAAAAACCUCAGCUAAGAAGGUCCACCAGAGAGCACAAACCAUCUACAAGAUACUACAAUUCUGAUUAUAUCCUAAUCACUGAAGAAGGGGAGCCAGAGAACUUCCAGGAGGUGCAGUCUCACAAAGAUAAAGACUACUGGAUGAAGGCCAUGCAAGAUGAAAUGAAAUCCCUACACAAGAACAAUACUUAUGAGCUUGUGGAACUUCCCAAAGGAAGAAAAACCCUGAAAAACAAGUGGGUGUUCAAGCUCAAGAAAGAUGGUGACAAGAUAGUCAAAUAUAAGGCUCAAUUGGUGGUAAAGGGCCUCAGUCAGAAAAAGGGGAUUGAUUUUGAUGAAAUAUUUUCCCCAAUGGUAAAGAUGAGCUCGAUUCGCGUUGUGCUUGGUCUAGCAGCAAGCAUGAAUCUUGAGCUCGAGCAGUUAGAUGUGAAAACUGCAUUUCUUCAUGGUGACUUGCAUGAGGAAAUUUAUAUGGAUCAGCCAGAAGGUUUUGAAGAACAAGGGAAGGAGCAUAUGGUUUGCAAAUUGAAGAAGAGCUUGUAUGGACUAAAGCAAGCUCCAAGACAAUGGUAUAAGAAGUUUGACUCUUUUAUGAUGAGUCAUGGUUACCAAAGAACAAAUGCAGAUCCAUGUGUCUACAUCAAAUUAUUCCCUGAUGGCAACUUCAUUAUCCUUUUGUUAUAUGUUGAUGAUAUGCUGAUUUUGGGACAAGAUGUUGAGAAAAUUUACAGGUUAAAAGAGGAGUUAUCAAAGUCCUUUGACAUGAAGGACUUGGGACCAGCAAAGCAAAUUCUGGGUAUGGCUAUUACUCGUGAUAGAAAGGCUGGGAAGUUGUGGUUAUCACAGGAGAAGUAUGUUGAACGGAUGCUUGAAAGGUUCAACAUGAAACAUGCUAAACCAGUUAGCACUCCUCUUGCAAAUCACUUCAAGCUGAGUAAACGAUCUUGUCCAACUACCAAAGAAGAAAAGGAGAAAAUGUCAUCUAUUCCUUAUUCUUCUGCAGUCGGUUCACUGAUGUAUGCAAUGGUAUGUACAUGGCCAGACAUUGCUCAUGCUGUUGGUGUUGUGAGUAGAUUCUUGUCUGAUCCAGGCAAGAUUCAUUGGGAAGCUGUUAAGUGGAUCUUCAAAUAUCUGAGAGGUACGACCAAGUUGUGUUUGACUUUUGGGCAGACUGAACCAAUUCUGAAGGGAUACACAGAUGUAGACAUGGCAGGUGACCUUGAUAAUAGAAAAUCUAUUUCAGGGUAUUUAUUCACUUUUGUAGGGGGAGUUGUAUCAUGGCAAUCAAAAUUGCAAAAGUGUGUUGCCUUGUCAACAACUGAAGCUGAAUACAUUGCAGCUACAGAAGCUGCAGGAUCCAGAACAAGAAAAACUAAUAAUGAAUACCCCAUUGAUGGUCCAAUGAGGAAAAAGCAGGUUGAGUCAGAACUCCCAAGUCUAGACAAGUUUUUGGUUAAGCACAUGACGAAGCUGGAACAGGAGGUCCAAGAAGCCAAGAACAAGAGGAAUGGACAUGAGAUUGUCAAUUCUGAUAAGGAAACAAUUUCAUCAGAGGCUGCUCCAAACUUGGAGAGCAUUCUUGUGAAGCAUUCUUCGAAGUUUGAGAGAGAGAUUCAAGAGGCCAAAAAGAACUUUAGUGAGAAUUCUGUUACAGACCACAAGAACUCAGAUAAAGAUACUGCAUCAUCAACAUCCGUGCCUGAUUUGGGAAGUAUAUUGGUUAAGAAAUUAUCGAAACUGGAAAAAGAAAUUCAAGAGACCAAGAGGAAUAAUGGGAGUGCAUUUGAGAUGAAUGGCAAGAAAACUGGGGGAAUGCCAAAUGGUUUGCCUAGACGCAUGAGAGCUGAUAUUCCUGAAGUACCCAGCCUGGAUAAGUUUCUAGUGAAACAUGUCACGAGACUUGAAAGAGAGGUGGAGGAAGCAAAAAAUAGGAGAAAAAAUAAUGCAGUUGAGGGAGGCAGGAAGGCUAAUGAAGUUCUACCUGAGAAAGAUGCUUCCUUCUUUAAUGGAGAAAAAGAAAAUAUGGAAUUGAAUACUGAAGUUCAAGGGACAGGUGGUGGGUCUUUAAUGAUUGAGAAGUUGUAUAAAGAAUCUGGAAACCAGAAGAAUGAAGACAGUCUGGAGAAGAUCCUGGUGAAACCAGUACACAGGCUAGAAAGGGAGAAAAUGCAAGCAUUGUCGUCAGGAAGCAGUUAUGAAAAUAAACAGAAACGAGGUGGAACCAACUAUACAGACUGUGAAAGUUUGGACAAAGUUCUAGUAAAGCAUGUUUCUAGACUAGAGAGGGAAAAAAUGAGGUCAAGUGAGAGAGAAGAAGUGGUGAAGGUAAAGAGAACUGGCAUAAACAUGCCACAGGUGAAUUCAGAAGAUAGUCUGGACAAAGUUUUGGUUAAACAUAAAUCAAGACUGGAGAAAGAGAAAAUGGCUGCUGCUGCUGUGCAACCAGAAGAACCGAUUAGACUCUCUGUAUCUCGUAGAGAAGCAAGGCAGAAAGAGCUGCAAGAAGCAUGGGGAGGCUUAAGCUUAGGAAAUUCCAUCAAGCCACAUAUCUCAAAACUGGAACGGGACAAGGCAAGUUAUUAUUGAGUUUGCUAGCUAUGUUUUUUCCUUUUUAUUUUUCCCUCUUCUUUUUGGAAAUUUUCAGUGAUAUAUGUGAGAUGUUAUUUGUUUUUGUGUCUUAAUGGAUUUGUUUGUUAUCAGGCUGCUUGGAUAAACGCUGAAGAGGAAGAAAGUAGGCAAGCUAUG